Molecule: messenger RNA, 2762 nt
Organism: Aspergillus sclerotioniger CBS 115572
Lineage: Eukaryota; Fungi; Ascomycota; Eurotiomycetes; Eurotiales; Aspergillaceae
Product: putative C2H2 finger domain protein
Exons: 4
Coding region: 59-2632 (857 amino acids)
Source: RefSeq, a predicted model, not a curated record
UUAGACAUCCGACCCCAGCAAGCCCUGGGACAACUCCAGCGAUAUUCUCCAGGGAAUCAUGGGCACACGGGCAAUGCCCCCUUCUUCGCAGCUUGACCUCUCAUCGGACGGGCUGUCGCCAUCCGAUCUCACCCUGGGCGACCCAGCAUCCUUCCUGGGCUUCCAGUUUGCGUCCGAUCAAGCCAUCCCCCAUCCCACCCAUCCAUCCAUUCUCCAUCCAUGGCCACUGUACCACAAAUCAUCAUCCUCACCGCUUCCUCAACUCUUUGAUCCGUCCACCUACCCUCCUCUGGCGCGAUGGAGGCAUGAGCAAGACGCUUGGAACCCCCUGCAAUCGUCGACGCCAAUCCAUCCCGCUGCAUUCGUCGUCCCGCGGUCUCACCAAGUAUACGGCCUCGAUCGCCGGUCAUCGAGCGGCCAUCAUAGUACGCCCUCGGAGGCUGGCAGCCAGUAUACCGGUCUUCAUCUAUCCGAUUCGGGAUAUAGCACACAGGGCUGCACCACGCGCUCCGUGGCUGCAUCGUAUGCACUCGAGUCGGCCUGCAGCCCAUUCCUUGCGCCCCUUGAGCAUGAGCAGGAUGAUCGAGUAUCCGCAUUAGACCUCAAUUCGGUACCGUAUGCUGACGGCAUUGACCCUUUGGACCGGAUGGACUCGCCGUCCCUGUUGUGCCAAGACGUGAUCAAAUGCGAUUAUCCCGGGUGCCAAUGGACCGGAAAGUGUCCUUCUGACAAGAGAAAACACGAAGCGAGACACAAAAAGUUGUUCAAAUGUGAUGAGCCGAACUGCGCCCGCAAGGAAGGGUUUGGUACCAUCAACGACCUCGCACGCCAUAAAAAAUGCGUUCAUAAGCAGGAUCCGGAGCGCGGACCGAAAGUCCUCUACAUGUGCUUUGGGCAAAACUGCCCGCGGAGGAACAAGAAAUGGCCCCGGUUGGAUAAUUUUCGCCAGCACCUGGCUCGGAUGCACAACGAUGAAGAUGUGGAGGAGCUGCUUAGGAAAUCACAUGAGUGGUAUGAAACGUGCGUGAAACCGCAAGAGCUGGGACCCUCCUUCAUCGAUUCUCUGUCGGACGAAGCACCGACCCUACAAGCUGAGCCAGCCGCCCAGCCUAGAGGGAUCAUGAGAGAUCUUGGUGAAGACGCUUCCCCCUCGUGUCAGAUGGUGUUCCCAUCUUCGGAGACUCCCACACCAGACACUGUCAUGAGACUGAACGACGAGUACAAGGAUUCCAAUUUCAACCAUGCAUCGGUGCAACCGCCGCUUGCAAAGCCACACCCCAGCGAGUUGCCUGCCCUGAGGGCCCUCAAUCUGGACUCUUCGUUGGACCAGAAGGCUCCUAUUCCCGCUCAACCGGACACCGCUAGGACCGGGAAGAUGGACGACAUGGUGAAUGAAGCGGCGCUCAACAUGAUCAAUGCCAUGACAAAGGCCAUGAACACCAAUGAACGAAGACGGAGCCAGCAGUCGGAUGUUGGGGAGGAGAUGGUGGAUCAGAAUGGGGAGCUGUCGGAUCGAAAGCGCGAUAUGCUGCAGAGGAUCUUGUCUGCAGCUCUGGAUCGGCUUUCCGGACAGCCUGGCUCCAACCAUGCUGCCUCUCAAGACACGCUAGAUGACGACAGUGAAAAGAAGGGCUGGAUUCAAUGCGAGUUCUGCACGAAGCGGACGCGUUUGCGAUGCGAGAUGAAGAAGCAUAAGAAGCGCCACGAACGGCCGUAUGGGUGCACUUUUGCGAAGUGUACCAAGACAUUUGGCAGCAAGGCCGACUGGAAACGACACGAGAACUCCCAGCAUUUCCACGCGCAGUGCUGGCGUUGCACCUUGUCGGAUGCCACGCAAGAGGAUCUCCCGUGUGCCCGAUUAUUCUAUCGCCAGGAGAUAUACGUCCAACACUUAAAGAAACACCAUGACGUCGACGAAGAUGAGCAGGUGCGGGCGGCCCUAUGCAAGAAUCGUAUCAACCGCGACGGUGACCCGCGCCCCUCGCACUACUGGUGCGGCUUUUGUCGGGUUCUUCUGCCCCUGAAAACCCAGGGAGUCGGCGCCUGGAAUGAACGCUACAAUCACAUCGAUGUUGAGCACUUCAAGAAGGGCGAGCGCGUUGAAGAUUGGCUCCUCCCGUCGGGGCAUCUGACCAAAAGUCAGGAGCGAGAAGAAAUGAAAAAACAAAGGACCGAUGGCAGUGGAUACGAGAGUGAGCCUGCCAUGGACGAGAACAGCGAUGAUGAGUCGGUGAGCAGCGACUAUGCUGUCGACCAUGAACCACUGCAUGACGACAUGAUGGUGAUAGACAAGGAACCUACGCCCGAUCUAUCGUCGGGACUGGGCGACGACCCGCUUCCACCUAAUCGAUCCAUGACUUAUCCUUUCCCAGGCGCAUCGAAUCUGCGAAAGCGGAAAUUCCCAUCUCUGCAGUCAACCUCUGGCUCUUACCGAUGUGGCGAGCCGGGAAUCCCCAGUCUGGAAAAAAGAUCGAGAGUCGAUUCGGAUCAUCUGCCCGGGAAAUCGAUGGGGACGUUCUACCCCGUCGCUGACAGCAUGUUGUCGGAGCCGAGUCGACUGUCUCACGAGCCAGACUCGGCUUUCUGCGUGAGUCUAGCCCUGGACCAAUUGCAUCCAAAUGCAGGCGACUGACUUGGAUCCAGUGUCAAUGUAGGCAAGGCCCAUUCGCAUUAGCGUAUACCAAUCAAUGUCCGUCUUGCCAUCAUGGCUUGUGUGAUGGGUGUGAGGACCGAAAUCCAUCUACCAGCGGGGCAUACAUGGU